Messenger RNA from Didymella exigua CBS 183.55, 1505 nucleotides. RefSeq lists its product as uncharacterized. Gene Ontology annotation, biological process: protein ubiquitination. The record is from RefSeq and is a predicted model, not a curated record. Lineage: Eukaryota; Fungi; Ascomycota; Dothideomycetes; Pleosporales; Didymellaceae. The transcript has a single exon. Bases 107 to 1294 code for a protein of 395 amino acids. Gene Ontology annotation, molecular function: ubiquitin protein ligase activity.
GUCCCUCAUGUCGCCUUUCACACAUAAUGAUAAGCUUGUUUCAGAAUCGCAUUCUUUAAGCCAGAUUCUCCCUUCUCACACACCACGACUAUGACUGAAUUUUACCAUGUUUUACCGACUUUUGACCGCCUUGCGUGGUCGCAGGCUUCAAGCGUACCAAGUCUCGCAAUGGCGUCGGGUCAAUAUGUCAAACCCGAUCACAGAGGACCGCCAUGCCAUCCAACAGGCUUGUAAUUGCCUAUUCAAGGCCAUGGAAAAUGCCAUCGAUUUCUUCCACCCACGAGACGCCGGCGCCUUCUUCUCGGUCGUACAGAAAUGUGUCGAGUUAUUAGUUGUCUGGAUUGGCUUCGAGCUGGAUGAACUAGGGGUCGGCGAAUUCAAUGUCUUCAGUAGACGACUCAAAGACUAUAUUCGAUUGCGCUUCCCCAAUGCAUCCAUUUGUACCCCCGCUUUAAGAGAGCUAAUAACGCUGGUUAAAAACACAUUGCAUCGGGCGCAGGAUCGAAAUCCAGAAUAUGCGACUGUCAUGGCGCAGGUGAGCCAGCGAGACUGGACGGAAGAGCAUGGCAACAGACUGUUUCUCGUGCACUUGGAGAUUGUAAAUGGUAUCAACCACGCGCUCUUCCAAGGGUUGCUUCCAAAUCUGCGCUCAGAUUAUUCAUUCGUCGAGAUGGUCACGUUCACUCGCGGUCAUCGACGAGAGAGCUGGAAUCUGGAUGAUGACUUCCCAAUGCUGCGGGAUGAUCUCGUCGAGCUUGAGGUCGACGAGACGGAAAGAGAAUACGGAGUGAUCGGUGAGCGGAUAGAACUCUCAGCGUUCUGCGGGCCUGUCACGUCGCUUCCUCGUGGCAUGGAGUGCUCGAUCUGUGUUACCGAGUUCGAUGGCAAGGAAGUUGAAGGCGAUCUACCAGUUUCGACGAAGUGCAGGCAUUUCUUCCAUGGAGAUUGCUUAGACAAAUGGGUCAAUGAGUCGGCGAUGAAGUCGUCUAACACGUGUCCCACGUGCCGCACAGUGCUGUGCAAGCCACGCAAGCGUGUUCACGAAUCUCUGGAGCCCAUGCCUGGAGUUGAUGAUGAAGAUGACACAUCAUCCGUCACCAACAGCUCGGCCAUUGCGUCGGUCAUCGCUGUGCCGUUGUGGCCACGCUUGCAACGACUCAACGCUCGCAUUGCGAACCAUCUAAGCCGGCGUAAUGCGCGUUCAGCGGAUGAGGAAUGGUCGGACACAGAUGACUCGAGCAUGUCUUCAAGCGAUUCUGUCGAGGCUGUGGUGCCCCAACGGGUGCAGAGAUGAUUCGCGAAGAGCUUUCUGAUCGAAAACGUAUCGUCAAUGUGUGAUCCUCCGUAUGUCAAGGCUGGCGAGGCCUUUGGACGAGCAAUACUUAUGUAUUAUGUACGCAUUUCUUCAGAUAUUCCAAUCAUGAAACAGUUCUUACUUGCCAUUCAAUCAGGUUCUUUCAAUUCGUACAGCCAUGCCUGACCAUCUUGAGGACCUACCAACCCUG